UUUCGGACACAAUUUGAAUAUUUGAAAGAUCAAACAUGGAAACAAAGCCUGCCUUCAGUGCAGCUGUUCUUGAAGUUCUUAAGCAAGACAACUACUUGGAUUGGAGUGUUCGAGUGAAGACAUAUUUGAUGGCUCAAGAUCUUUGGGACGUUGUCGAAUCAAGGAGCGAACCUCCUGCACAAGAAAAUGCAACUGCUUUUAAGGCCUGGAGCAAGACGAAUGCCAUGGCAUUACAUGUGAUCCAGAUGUUAUGCGGGCCAGACACAUUUUCUGAUAUUAGGGAAAUCAGCUCGGCCAGAAUUGCUUGGGAUACCUUGGCAGAGAAGUACAAAACUAAACGUCCUGACCCAAGUAGCAGUUUGGACAGUAUUGCUCCAGUUCCUCCGAGAAAAGACGAGCUUCCUGAAUCAAGUACUAAGUCAGGAGAAAGUGACAACGGGGGAAACUUUGAUGAUGGCGUUGAGAUUUAUAUGGACUUAUACAAAGCUUUGCAAAUUGGUGAUUGGAAAGCUGCCAAGGAGUUCCUUGAUCGCCAUCCGCACGCAAUAAGUGCAAAAAUCACCGUUAGGGACCAGACCGUACUUCAUGUUGCUGCUGAAGCUGGACAAGUGCAUAUAGUGGAGGAGUUGGUAAAGCAAAUGUCUGAAGAAAAUUUGGAAAUAAAAGAUAUUUAUGGUUACACAGCUCUAGCUCGGGCAGCUUAUAAUGGAAACUACCGUAUAGCAGAAUGCAUGCUUGGAAAGAAUGAGAACUUGAUCAGAAUUCAAAAUGACUUAGGAACUAUUCCAGUUGUUCUGGCUCUUUUCAAUGGGCAUUUAAAAUUGAUUCGUUAUCUCUAUUUGCUCACUCCGCUAGAAAUUCUAAUGCCAGAAAAUGGCACCUCGGGGGCUACAGUUGUUUGCGAGGCAAUAUAUAACAAAGCUUUGGAUAUUGCUUUGGAUUUAGUCAAGCGUUGUCCACGUUUGGUUGUUGCUCAAGACAGAAACGGUGACUCCCCUUUUUAUGCACUGGCUUGUAUGCCUGAUUAUUUCCUAAGUGGAAAUCGGCUCGUAUUUUGGAAACGAUGGAUCUAUUCCGGUAUUCAUAUUCAAUCAGGUGGUCCCAUCAAUGAUAUUCGUUUGAACAUUCAAAAACCUACGAGAAACAGAAGCCGAAGCAAUGGCAAAGAAAUUAUUGGAUCAGGGAUAUAUUCAUUGAGCCAGCUAGUUUCAAAACUCCGAACUCUCUUGGGAAUCGAGCAUCUAUAUGAAAUGAAGUUGGCCCAUUUCCUAUCCCGUGAACUCCUCAGUCGCAUGAAGGACCAGAUAUUGAUUUCAAAUACUCAACAAAGAACGACUGGUAGGGUUUAUGUAGCCACCCUCCGUGCAAUGAAGGAAGGGAUUUUUGAGUUUGUUGUUGAUAUUGUGAAAGCGGAUCCAGAUCUUGUGUGGACCCAUGAUGAAAAAUCAACCAGCAUUUUUUCGGUUGCAGUCCAAUAUCGUCAUGCCAAAAUCUUUAGCCUUAUCUAUGGUCUUGAUAUGAAAAGCUCUUUGACAAGUUCUGCAGAUGACUUCUACGGCAAUAACUUAUUACAUAUGGCAGGGAUGUUAGCACCUUCUACUUCACUUAAUGACAUCGCAGGUGCAGCUUUGCAGAUGCAAAGAGAACUACAAUGGUUUAAGGAGGUGGAGAGCAUUGUCCCUCCCAGGGUUCAUGUAAAAUUAAACAAAGAGAGUUUGACUCCUCAAGAAUUGUUUACUAAAAACCACAAGGACAUGAGGAAAGAUGGAGAGCAAUGGAUGAAGGACACAGCAACGUCUUGUACUGUGUCUUGAUGUUUCUGGGAAUCCUCACAUCUCGUUAUGCAGAAGAAGAUUUCCUUGAGUCCUUGCCUAGAAAGAUGAUAAUAGGC
This is a messenger RNA of Quercus lobata, 1891 nucleotides long. RefSeq lists its product as uncharacterized. Lineage: Eukaryota; Viridiplantae; Streptophyta; Magnoliopsida; Fagales; Fagaceae. Gene Ontology annotation, molecular function: protein binding. The record is from RefSeq and is a predicted model, not a curated record. Gene Ontology annotation, cellular component: membrane. The coding region runs from base 36 to 1814 and encodes 592 amino acids. The transcript has 9 exons.